Molecule: messenger RNA, 1563 nt
Organism: Triticum aestivum (bread wheat)
Lineage: Eukaryota; Viridiplantae; Streptophyta; Magnoliopsida; Poales; Poaceae
Product: protein FAR1-RELATED SEQUENCE 7
Exons: 4
Coding region: 115-1218 (367 amino acids)
Source: RefSeq, a predicted model, not a curated record
UUUCCCACGCUCCACGCCCCACGCCCCGUCCUUUCAGCUUCUAAUCUGUUUCAUCUUCCAAAACAAAAAAACCCAUCUCCGUCUCUUCCAUCUCGCCGGCGACGGCGUGCCAAGAUGGCGCAGCCCGACGAGGGCAACGAGGCACUGGAUCGGGAGACCACCUCUCUGCCCACGGCUACUCCAAUCAGGCAAUUUCCAACGAUUUCGAUAACUGGCCAGCCCUCGAUGAGCAGCACACCGGCGGCCUCUGCAUCAGAAUCCUCUCUGCCCACAGCUACUCCAACCAUGCAAUUGCCAAGAACUGAGACUAAUGGCCAGCCGAGAAUGAGCAACACACCAGUGAAUAAUCAAGACAUACAAGAUGCAGAUAAUGUUCCAAGAGUUGGGAAGUGCUUUCAGUCUGAAGAAGAGGCGUACCAAUUUUACAAUUCUUAUGCUCAAACCAAGGGAUUUAGCAUUAGGAAGUGCCGCUUGAAGUUUAAGGCAGAUGGGACUUUAAGUUCCAGAUAUUUUGUUUGUAGCAAGGCAGGUGUGAAAAAUGCUAAUCCAACACAUGUGGCCAAGAAAGAACAAGCUAUUUCGAGGACUAAUUGUAUGGCUCGAGUUCAAUUCAGCAUCAAUCAAGAGGGAAUUUGGACUGCUCAGAAAGUUACGCUCGACCACAAUCACCAGCUUGUAAGUCCAGAUAAGAGGCACAUGCUUAGAUCGCAGCGUCAACUCUUACAUGCCGAUCGCCACAUGAUUAAGCAAAUGAGGACAUCGGGAAUUAGACAAGCCGAAAUUUAUGAUUUUUGCGAGCUUUGGUAUGGUAAAGAUGCUAUACCCUUCUUGCAAAUGGAUUGCAACAAUUAUUUGCGAAGUGAGCGCUCAAAGUAUAUGGAAACCAAAGAUGCACAAACAUUAAUGGAGUAUCUAAAGAACAAGCAAGCUGAGGACCCUUCGUUUUUCUAUGCCAUGCAGUUAGAUGAUGAUGAUGGUACAAUAAUGAACAUCUUUUGGACUGAUGGACAAGCUAUCAUGGACUAUUCUGUCUUUGGAGAUGCCCUUUCCUUUGACACCACAUUUUCAACAAUGAUGCCAUUUAGAGCUCCUGAACGAAUAAAAGGUUCAAAGCAAAAAAAGAUCAAAAGAUGUGCUAGAGGGAGCAAAGAAAGGCAAAAAAAAAAGGAAAAGGUACAAACUAUCCGGCAAAGGAGUCCGUGUUUGUGCCGUCCGUAGCUGGCCCUUCCGAAUAUGAUUUUGGUGGUACUAUAAAUCCAUCAAUAUCCAUGGCAUUUGGAGAGUAUCCAUCAUUUUUAGGUCAACCUAUCCAAGGAGAAUUCACAAGACUAUUGGUUGAAGCUCAUGGAGAUGGCACAACACCGCCGGCGCUCGUCAACUGGAUUUCAGCGGUGGUGCUAGUACAUCAAGGUUUCAGCCAUGACGAGCCCGAUCGUGCGUUGAUGCAUAAUGUCUUGUUGGUUCCUCAAUGCUAGUUAGCUGGGCAUGUCAGCUAUAUGGUUUAUGUAUUUGGUUUACAUAAAACUGGAGCUAUCCUUUUAUUUUGCUGCUAUGUGUGUGUCA